CAUCUUUAGCUGUUGGUAAAGAGGCAACGUCUCCUUCCCUGCGAGCGUCCCUACGGAGUGGGGGACAUAAGUGUGCAUGAGCAAGCGCAUGCGUCGUCUGUGCGCAUACACGUGCACAUGCAUGUACUAAUGGGCGUAACGUUCGAUUUGUUCUUUGAUGAUGUAACAAGGCAGAGGAUUCUAAACCUGACAUUCUGUUUUUGACAUUCUGCUAAAAACUCAGAAACUUUGGGAAAAACGUUUCUCUGUUCAGCAUCGAUUUCAGGAUUAUUUCAAGUUAUAACAAAUCAUGUCACGAAGAAGCUCUAGACUGGCAUCCCUUGGAUAUUAUGAUAGUAAUGGUAUACCAACCAUAAAUUACAAAGAGACACCUUGGAGAUCACGUAAAAGGCGAAGAGUUCGUCCUCAAGUCCCGGAGGAGAUGAUAUCUCCUGUAGAAGACGAGUUCCCCGUCUGCAACACUUUUGAUGCAGAAGAAGAGUGCAGUAAAAUAAAACUGCUACUUUCUGUGUUAUAUGUAUUUUUAAUAAUCUUCAGUGUUGGACUUGCAUUUCUGAUUAGUGCAAUGAGCAUAUAUCGCCCCGAACAGUAUACUGAACAACCAUGUUUUCAAAUCAUGCACAAGGAGAAUUUUAAGUUAAAGUGGAAAGAACCAAAAGCAGAAUUUCUGCCAAAUGUUGCUCUGGCAUCACUAGGAGCAAACGUUGUAUCUGGCAGGACCUCAGCAUCAUACAAUUGGAAGAGGCCAUUUUUCUGCAAACUUUUUCGAACAUGCAAAUUAGUUUCUCCAGGAGUUGUCAUACAGGGAUCAUCAGAACUGCUUCCUGGAAACUGCUGGUCCUUUGCUGGUCAGCAAGGACACAUUACUAUUAACCUGUCUCACAAAGUUCCCAUCAGCCAUGUGACACUCGGUCACAUAUUGAAGUCGGUGUCUCCAUCUGGCACGACACCAAGUGCACCUAAAGAGUUUUCUGUCUAUGGAAAGAAAACAGUAGAAGAUGAGGGAACUCUUCUUGGAACCUUUACAUAUGAUAAUGAUGGAGACCAGUUCCAAACUUUUAAAACAGAGGACCAUAGCGAGGACAUGUUUAGUUUAGUAAAGUUAAAGGUGAACAGCAACUGGGGCAAGCCGGAGUACACCUGUCUGUACAAUGUCAGAGUACACGGGAUGAUAAGUAGCCCAUACAGUAACCAGAAAAUGUUAGAGUAGAAUAAAACACACAAAAAAAUAUCAAUUUAACAAAACAAAACAAAACCUAAAAGAUCAACGAGCAACGAGUUGAAAUAGACAAAGGACAACAAACAAACAGGCUAAGUGAGUUAGCUGAAACAAAGCAGGUGCAUUAAUGACAGGAAGAAGGAAUCAAAACAGAAAACACAAGGAAAAACCUACAAAAUAAGACAAGAAAAACAGAAAACAGAACAAUCAAUCAAUCAAAACCAGAGACCCUGGCAGGUAGGAUCCAAAUGCAGGACUGAGAUGAGAGACCAGCACAAGGAGGAUAAUCUCUCAGACAUGGAAGAGGAUUCAAGCCCAGAAUGUAAAAAACAUAACAGAACUCUAAGAAAAACAAAGCAAAACACAGAGAUCAUAAAAACAAACAAAACAAACAAACAGAAAAACAGAGUGGCUAAAACAG
Molecule: messenger RNA, 1640 nt
Organism: Melanotaenia boesemani (Boeseman's rainbowfish)
Lineage: Eukaryota; Metazoa; Chordata; Actinopteri; Atheriniformes; Melanotaeniidae
Product: SUN domain-containing protein 3-like
Exons: 8
Coding region: 290-1210 (306 amino acids)
Biological process (GO): nuclear envelope organization
Cellular component (GO): meiotic nuclear membrane microtubule tethering complex; nuclear envelope
Molecular function (GO): protein-membrane adaptor activity
Source: RefSeq, a predicted model, not a curated record